AGUAAGUGGAUAGUGCGUUUCCCGAGGGCAGCACUUCACCUGAUGGUCGUCUUCUAGGCGGAGAAGCCAGGGUAAAUCCAUUUGAUUUCCCUAUCACACAGUGCCUUUCCCAUGAUGAGUUCAAAGCUUUAAGUUCAUCCAGUUCUGUCCAGACGCGAUGUUCACCUCCAACAGGCCCACUGGAGACGCGAGUUUUCCAAAGCCUGGCACGGCCCACUGCACGUCACGCCCUCAGACCUCUGGCGUCCACCCUUCCUCCCUACCCAACUCCGGAACCUCUUCCGCGCCCCGCGCGGGUGCCAGGCGGCAGCGGUAGAGUCGCACCGCCUCACGCGCAGCCCCGCCUCGGUCUCCACGUGACCUGGCCCGCGGAGCGCGCACACGGGGGCCCGCGCUGGAGGCGGGCGAGGGCCGACCGGCCAACAAGGGGUCUCUGGCUUGGGAAGGGCGGGGCCACGCCACAGGUCCGCCCCCAUCAUCAGCUGCCUCCGCGCGCCAAAAUCAAACCUCCACACCCGCCAGCGGGCCGACGAGCUCACUAGAGGACCGGGCAGGUCAAGAUCUGUCUCCGCGGCGCCGCGAGCUCCAGCACGCGCAUCUGUGGCUGCCUCCCUGGUCUCUCUGCAUGACGCGCUCCAGGCCGACACAAGACUAGGAAUGGCCACCCCGCCCAAGAGAAGCUGCCCAUCUGUCUCAGCCAGCUCUGAGGGGACCCGCAUCAAGAAAAUCUCCAUCGAAGGGAACAUCGCUGCAGGGAAGUCAACAUUUGUAAAUAUCCUGAAAAAAGUGUGUGAAGAUUGGGAAGUGGUUCCUGAACCUGUUGCUAGAUGGUGCAAUGUCCAUAGUACUCAAGAUGAAUUUGAGGAACUUACAACGUCUCAGAAAAAUGGUGGGAAUGUUCUUCAGAUGAUGUAUGAGAAACCAGAACGAUGGUCUUUUACCUUCCAAACAUAUGCCUGUCUCAGUCGAAUAAGAGCUCAGCUUGCCUCUCUCAAUGGCAAGCUCAAAGAUGCAGAGAAACCAGUAUUAUUUUUUGAACGAUCUGUGUAUAGUGAUAGGUAUAUUUUUGCAUCUAAUUUGUAUGAAUCUGAAUGCAUGAAUGAAACAGAGUGGACAAUUUAUCAAGACUGGCAUGACUGGACGAAUAACCAGUUUGGCCAAAGCCUUGAACUGGAUGGAAUCAUUUAUCUUCGAGCCACUCCAGAGAAAUGCUUACAUAGAAUGUAUUUACGGGGAAGAAAUGAAGAGCAAGGCAUUCCUCUUGAAUAUUUAGAGAAGCUUCAUCAUAAACAUGAAAGCUGGCUCCUGCAUAGAACAUUGAAAACCAACUUCAAUUAUCUUCAAGAGGUGCCUAUCUUAACACUGGAUGUUAAUGAAGACUUUAAAGACAAAUAUGAAAGUCUGGUUGAAAAGGUCAAAGAAUUUUUGAGUACUUUGUGAUCUUGCUGAAGACUGCAGGCAGCCAAAUGGUUCCAGACACUUCAGCUUUGUAUAUCUUCCUAACUUCAUAUUAAUACAAGUUUGUUUAGAAAACCCAAGUUUUUAACCAUCUUUGUUCUAAGGAAAAAAAAAAGAUUUUAAAAUGAAUCUUACGCAAAGCUUUUUGACCAGUUUCUCUUCUUGUCUUUAAAAAAAAAAAAAAAAGACAUUUAAAGACAAAUACAUUAUUUCUCACAGCAGGAAGUGUAGCGGUAGAUGGUUCCAGCAUCAGUUUAGUGGCUAAACUACAUUAUAAAAGAUCCAGCUUCCUUCUAUUUUGCCCCUCUUUAGUCUUCCUUGGCAGGUUAGCUUUUUUCCCUGGUGUGUCUCACCUCACUGGUAACAAGUUUCUUAACUGAAGGCUUUAAUGUUGCACAGUAAUUGGUAGUGUGCCCUGUGUAAAUUAGUGUACCUAUUAAAACUUGCAAAGUGGAAUUAAAGGAAUCCCUAGAAUAAGGAUUCUAAAGUUUUAUUUUAAAUGAUUAUUUCUUAGCAGUUUAGCCCACCUCUUACUUCCUGCCUCAGUUUGCUUUCUCCACUGUCUGGAUUAAUUAGAUAGCCUGCUAUUUCAAAGUUAAAAUAAAAGUCACACAUUUCUACUUUGCAAACACUAUGUUACUGUUUUCUUUGUAGUUUGCUUUGCUUUGUAGGGUUCUGCUUUAAGUUUUUUCUCUUUUUCAGAGAAAUUACUGAUAAAAAACGAUUCUGCUUUAUAUCUAAUAUAUCCUGAAAGCAUUAUUGUUUUUUGUUGAACUAGGAAAUAAAAUUAAUGAAGAAAGACAGAGGUUAGUAGUUAAUUGAGACAUUUAACUACUUAUCUCUAAACCAUCUAUGUGAACAUUUGUAAAUAGUAUUUUUUUUCCAGGCAGUCUUGUAAAAACUUGCAUGGAUUCAUCUUAGUUCUGUAUAUAAAGAUAUUUUCGGCCGGGCGCGGUGGCUCAUGCCUGUAAUCCAGCACUUUGGGAGGCCGAGGCGGGUGGAUCACGAGGUCAAGAUAUCUAGACCAUCCUGGUCAACGUGGUGAAACCCCGUCUCUACUAAAAAUACAAAAAAUUAGCUGGGCAUGGUGGCGCGUGCCUGUAAUCCCAGCUACUCAGGAGGCUGAGGCAGGAGAAUUGCCUGAACCCAAGAGGCGGAGGUUGCUGUGAGCUGAGAUCGCGCCAUUGCACUCCAGCCUGGGUAACAAGAGCGAAACUCCGUCUCAAAAAAUAAAAAUAAAACAUAAAAAAAUAUAAAGAUAUUUUCUUUCUAGUUAGUUUAGUUAAGGUGUGCGUGUUUUUCCUGUGUAUUAAAACUCUCCAUUUUACGUUUUAGAAAAUUAUAUGCAUUUUAAAAUGAGGAGAAGAGUCACUUUCACUUUGAAACUAUUAUUUUUCUUUCCAAAAUGUCAUUUUUGUUUUGGUUUCUUAUUCAAAAUGAUAAUUUAGUGGAUUAACCAGUCCAGAUGCACUGAUCUUUGCAAAGGGGACUUAAUUUCAAAUCUGUAAUUACCGUACAUAUUUAAACUGUCUCAUGAUACAUAUACAAUUUUUUUGUUUGAUAUAAAUGAAUGUGUCUACUUAAUUAAAUAUUUCUUAAUAAGUAUAAACCUCAUGUACUACAGUGGACCUGCUUUCAUGGAAAUUGUUACAUCUUUUCAGAAUUAAAAUUUAUUCUAUUUUUAAAGAAAAAAUUAUGAAUAUUAAAGGUGAAAAUUAUCUGUACAAAUUACAUUGAUUCUAAGUGUAGACAUAUUUCAUUGAUUUUUAUUAACCUUUAAAAAUGUGUAAUGACUUUAAAAAUGUGUAGAAUUGAAAAGAAGCUAAUAAAAAUUUAUUAUUUAUUUGUCAUGACUCAGAAGUUAUCUCAGUGUGUUGGUCAUAAGAGAAUCGAGCCUAGUGGUGGUCUGCAUUAUCUCUUGGGUCUCUUACCUAUAUCAUGUCUUCCAUUAGAAUUUAUAUAUGGCUCUUUAUAGGUUGCUCUCCUAGAAAGAUAAUUAAUAAUACAAGACAUUUUUCUCUAGAAUUUUCUCUUCUGCUAUGCCUAAAACUUAAAGCAUUAUAUACUGAGCCACCUAGAACUUAAUGUCCGUCAUACUUUAAAGAACAGAGUUGUAAAAUGUUUCUAAAAUAGAGAUGCAGAUCUUACUGCCUUAGAAAAAUAAAUGCUAGAUACAUUGCAACAUUAAGUGUAUAUAAAUUCUGGUAAAUAAUAGCCUUCUUAAUUUGACUAACUUACUUCUUUUAAUUUUUUUUUUUAAGAGGCAGGGUCUUGUUCUGUUGCCUAGGCUGGAGUACAGAGGCAGAAUCAUAGUUUACUACAAUCUUAAACUCCUGGGCUCAAGCAAUACCGCCUCAGCCCCUUAAGUAGCUGGGACUACAGGGCUUGCACCACCAUGAUGACUAACUGUUUAAAAUUAUUUUUUAUAUAGAUAGGGUGUUGUUGUCCAGGCUGGUCUCAAACUCUGGUCUCAAGUGAUUAUCCUGCCUUGCCCUCCCAAAGCACUGGGAUUACAGGCAUGAGUCACUGUGCUCCGUGCUAAAAUUUUUUUGAAAUAGCUUUUGACUCAUAAAAGUUGCAGCAAUAUUACAGAGUUCCUGUUUACCUGUCACUUAGUUAUUUCUCUAUGAUAACACUUUAUUUAACUAGAGUAUUUUAUCAAGACAAUUAACUUUGGUGUACUACUAUUAACUAAACUACAGACCUAAUUUGGAUUUUACCAGUUUUAUGUCUUAUUUUAAUUUAUAAACUUUAAAACAUCUUUGUUUUUUAUUUUUUAAGAGCAGUUUUAGGUUCAUAGCAAAAUUGAGCAGAAAGUAAAGCAUUCCAUAUACUCAACUGUUUCUCCUUUGCCCUCCAGAACCAUCCCUACUAUCAGCAUUUCCCUCCAUAGUUGGUACAUUGGUUGCAAUUAAUGAACCUACAUCAACAUAUUACCCAAAGCCCAUGGCUUACAUUAGGGUUUAUUCUUGGUGUUAUAUAUUCUGUGGGUUUGGACAAAUGUAUGAUAUUUAUCUGCCAUUGUUUUGACUGCCUUAAAAAUUCCCUGUUCUGCCUGUUCAUCCCCUCCAUCCCUGUCAAGUAAUCGUUUUACUAUAUUCAUAAUUUUGCAUUUUCUAGAAUGUUAUAUACUUGGAAUCAUAUAGCAUGUAGCCUUUUCAGAUGGGCUUCAUUCACUUUUCACCUAGUAAUAUAUAUUUAAGUUUCCUCCAUGACUUUUCAUGGCUUGAUCACUCAUUUCUUUUUAGUGCUGAAUAAUAUUCCAUCAUCUGAUGUAAAACAGUUUACCCACUAACCUACUGAAAGAUGUCUUGGUUGUUUUGAGGUUUUGGCAAUUAUGAAUAAAGUUCCUAUAAACAUUCA
This is a messenger RNA of Callithrix jacchus (white-tufted-ear marmoset), 4821 nucleotides long. It is a transcript of the gene DCK, whose product is annotated as deoxycytidine kinase. The record is from RefSeq and is a predicted model, not a curated record. Gene Ontology annotation, molecular function: deoxycytidine kinase activity; ATP binding. Gene Ontology annotation, biological process: nucleobase-containing compound metabolic process. NCBI's taxonomy places the organism in Eukaryota, Metazoa, Chordata, Mammalia, Primates, Cebidae. Gene Ontology annotation, cellular component: cytoplasm; mitochondrion.